AAUAUGGUGCAGAUUUUUGAACGAUUUAUAACAAAUUUUUGGUUGAUUUAUUUAGUUAUAUAUUUAUCGGGAAUUGUAAAUGUUGGAGGAAUUGAAGAUGAAGUAAUUCGAGAAUUUUUACCUAAAAAAAAUGAUUUAACAUCACCAACCCCAUUUAUACGACGAAAUUCUUAUAAUAAAUAUGCAAAACAUAAAAAUGUUAAAAGGGAGACAAAACGGCCUUUCUUCGAAUAUGGGUCAAUAGAAGGACCUUGUCGAAAUUUUAUUGAGGGUGAUGUUGAAGCGCAAAUGUUUACAACACCAGCAUUACCUGAUGAUGACAAAUAUCCAAAUAAAACAGAUUGUGUACGAGUUAUUGAAGCUCCAAAAGAUCAUUUAAUUUUAUUGGAUUUUCGUGAAUAUUUUGAAUUGGAACAAUCGCAAGACUGUAAAUUUGAUUAUUUGGAGGUGCGUGACGGUGCUUAUGGGUUUUCAGACUUAAUUGGAGUAUAUUGUGGUGUUGGUUUUCCUGAUAUGAUUACAAGUUCUGGACGAUAUUUAUGGUUACAUUUCAGUUCAGAUGAUAGCAUAGAAUUACGUGGUUUUAAAGCAGUGUUUGAAUUUGUACCACGGCCAACAAAUAUUCCACCGGAAUUUGACGCCUGUGAAAUAAAUUACACCGAUGUUGAAGGAUUUAUAAAUAAAACCGACAUAUCAGAUGAACGAAUUAAUAAAUCCAUCGAUUACCGAGUGGCAUUAGAUUGUAUGUGGACUAUUACAGUUAAAGAAAAUUGGAAGAUUCAAUUAAAUUUUAUAGAUUAUAAAUUAGAUCGACCAAAUGAAUGUGAUAAUAAUUUCAUUGAUAUAUUUUCAAAUAAAACGGAUAUACCAUCAAGAUUAAAAACUUUUUGUGGUUCCAUACCCGAUUCAGUGGCAUCAAAGGGUAAUAUACUGUUCAUUCGUUUUUAUGCAGCUGUAAAUGCGUUAAAUUCAACAUUUUCGAUAUUAUAUACGGCGUAUCGAGACCGUGGUGAAACUGCUAAAAAUUGCAACGCUGGCGAAUACGAUUGUCAAGAUAAUACUUGUAUUGAUGAUUCACUAAGAUGUAAUAAUCGAAUUAAUUGUCGUUAUCGAUGGGAUGAGCAAGAUUGUGUGACUAAGAAAAAAAAUCUUCCAGAACAUAUUAUCAUAAUUAUGGUUGUAUUUUGUUUAAUUGUUUCUGGAAUGUGUGCAGCAUUUAUAUUUAACUGUGUGCGAAAAUUAAUGCGAGACCAUCGGCUGAUACAGGAACAUAUACGGCAAAGUCGUGAAAAUCGAUUAGAUGAAAUUAAAAGUAGAAAAAAGAAAUCGUCAUCAUCAAAAGAUGAUUUAAAAAAAUCAACAAUAUCGUUAAUUGUACCGCCAACGGCCGUUACAAUGCCACCACCUCCAUUGCCACCUGCUCAAGUUAUGCAGGGACGUAUGUCACCAACGAACAGCGUACAUUCUUCAAGUUCACAAGGUUUUCCAAUACAAAACCCUUGUUAUGUACCAUCUAGAGGCUUACAUCAAGAUUUAAUUCCAAUUUUAAAAGACACUAGUACAGGAACUAUGAAUAGUUGUGAAGAAGGUCCAGAAGUUGUUCCAGAAAUGUGUGACAUGGCAUGUCAAACACGUGAAAGUUUAUUCACUACAACACCUCAUCGAAGCCUAUCAACAUUUUCUGGUGGUAACAAUAGUAUAAAUAAUCAAAGUUAUGGAUGGAAAGUGCAAGCAAGUCAACAUUCCCAAGAUAGCAGUAAACAUACUAGUAAUGAUUUAAGUCAAACAACUUCACAACGAUCACAACCACCGUAUCGAGCGGAAGUGGCCAUUGAAGUUCAACAGCAACAACCAGAAAAAUCGGCUUCACCGGGUCACACAAAUAAAUGUCAAAAACAACAUCGACCGCAACAACGACCAUAUAGUGUUCAAACGACAAAAUCAGCACCAGAUGUGAUUGUGACUCACUGACAAUAUCUAUCCCUGCCUAGGCCAACUUGGGAACCAUAUAGACGCAGAGUACCUCGACAAUAUCUACGAACUUCACGUAAAUUAAUUAAUAAUUAUGUAUCUAAUACUUCUUUUGAUGAUCAUGUCUUAAUUCGUGAUGCUGAAACUCAAACUUCGAAAUUUUUUAAUUGUUAAUUAUUUUUUUGAUCUUUCAUUAAAUGAGUUUACACUUUUGAUGUAUAGAUAAAUUGAUUUCAUGAUUUAAGCUUGUCUUGGCACGGAAAAUAGGUAAAGAAAAAUUUCUAAAACAUGAGGUUUUUCAAGCAAUAGUCUGAAUACCAGUAAGCAUAUGAUAUCAUUGAUAAAUAUAUCUCUAGAAAUUAUUAUAUGAAUGAAUUAUGCUUAACCUAGUAACGUUUUUCUCUGCGGAAAUUCCUCGAUAAAACUCGGUGUUCGUUGUCUGACAUUCUAAAAAUUCUAAUUUUUCUCAAAUUUCAAGGACUGUCAUUUUACAUAGUUGGGCCAAAAUUAACUGUAACAGAUACAGCAAUAUUGUAAUAUUUGCUUUAUAGUUGUCUCACACUAGGGAUGGGCGAUGUUGGUAAAAAACAUUGACAUCGGAACAUCGAUUUUUCAAUUUCUUGCCAGCGGACCAUCGAUGUUUUUAAGAAAACAUCGUAACAUCUAUUGUUGAUAUCGAUGGUAAGAAUAAUCCCGAAAAUUUGAAAGAACAAAAAUCAACAUUUAUACAUUUAAGUAAAUAACAAUAUUACUAAAUCUAAUCUCAAAUUUUUUCGAUUCUUUUCAACUUGGUAAUUAUCAAUAAUGAUAGAUAAUUUUUAUAAUUUUCAACUCAUCACACUCACUGUAACAUAUGCAGAAGAAACGAAAACAAACAUUCUUUUAAAUAAUAGAAAUAAAUUCAUUUUUCUCAAAUCGAUUUAUUAUUGAAAAAAGAAAAAAAGUUAAAAUUUUAUAUCAAGAUAAUAAUUUUCGUGUCUUCUUACUUUCGACUCGACGAUGUCGAUGGUUCAUUACAUUCCAUCGAACAUCAAUGUUCCGACUUUUAAAAAAACGACCAUCAACAUCGAUGUUACUCCGCGGAAACAUCAAUGUAUUUCGCCCAUCUCUGACAUGGAAAAAUAUCUUCCCAAAAAAUAUUGAUAGUCGAAACAUCGAUGUAUAUCGCCCAUCUCUAUCUCACACUAAUUAUUUGCUCUUCAAAUAAUAAUCAUAUUAAUAAAUGAACAGUUUAUACUUUAUAAGUAGUUAUUGAUAUAAAAUUGUAUUUUUAUUUCGAAAUUUCAUUGAAUAAUUCUGAUUAUAUUUUCGGAAAUCAUUGUUCAAUAAAUAUUAUUACGAUUAUAGAAAAAUCAUACGCCAGGAUAAGCUUAGCAAGAGCAAAGAGAUAUGUGAUUUAAAUGUAUUUCAAAUAUCGGCCUAGAAUUUUAAGACUUAAAUCUUUAUGUUGACAGUGUAAACUCUGGUUGUCGCUUGAAAGUUUAGCUCGAAAAAUUAAAAAAAACGUAUUUUUAAAGUAACACUGCGUCUUAAACAAUUUGUUGACGUGAUUUUUUUUUAGAAAAUAAUUGUUAUUUAUUGAGAUGUGCUCUAAACAAAGACUGUUUUUGAAUGUUAAACAAUUUUAUUAACAGUAUUUAAUAAUAAGUCUAGUAAUAAUGGGGUUUAACUUCCGUUCUUUGAGCUUAUUUAAUACGAUCAAUGUUAUAGUAAAAUUAACAGGAUAUAAGAUUUAAGAGUUAUCAAACUACAAAAAUUUACGAAAUUAAUCGGUAUAAAAGAACGUUAGAAUUGUGUUCUAUAUUCUCUAAAAAGCAUUAUUUACUCGGGGCUUUACUUGAAAAUAGGGUCAUAAUAAUUUUGAUGGUUUAUGGCUCAAUUAUAAUUUAUUUACAUAUUUAUAUAACUCACCUUUUUAACCUUAUGGCAAAUUGUAACUGAGGCAUAAACACCUAUCAUCAUUUUGUCAAUUUUUUCCAUUUUAUUGCUAGAUUUACUACACCUAAGCACGGAGUAAAUAUUGCAAGUAUUGCAAGUAAAAAUUUAGGAUUGUUAAGACUAAUAGUAUAUUACACAUCUAGGGAGCAAAAGUAAAUAAUGUCUAAAAUCUCAUGUUCAUUGUCGCCCAAGCCGAAACCGAGGGUGGCAAACAUGAGAUCUGAGACAUUCUUUACCUGCUCCCGUGGUGUGUAUACAAUUUUUCUGCUCGACCGAGGCGGGAAUUGCGGCAACUUCGUUUAGCACAGCGGGGCGAAAGUUGACAUUUUCGCCCGGAGAGGAGAAAAAAUUAUUUUUACACGGCGAAUUUACAUUUUUCUAAUGAAUAAAGUGUAAAAAAAAAAGUUGAUGAGUUGGUUCUCUAAAAUUCUCACUAAUUUUAAAGUAAUUUAAAAUAAAUAAAGAGUUGGUGAUCAUGAGAUCAAAUAACUUAAAAACAAAGAACAUAUGCAAGUAAUUAAAAUAUUAUUUGCUAACGCAAAUUAAACUUCCACGGCAUUUGGAUCAGCAAAGAUGUCUGUUUUUAAUAGCAAGCACAUCUAUUAUCGCGACACUGAUUUACUGUAGGCUUACAACUACAUUUUUUGAAUCCCUGGUCACCGAAAGUUGACUGACUUGCGACAGCGUCCCUCAAAGAAAUUUUAUUAAAUGAAAUUUUGCCGGCCUAUCUGAAUACUGUAACUCGUUCAGUGAAAUACAAUUUUUAAUAGUACCACAAUUAAUUCCAAUUUUUGUCACUACACUCUUUCUUCGUACUAAUUUUUGGGUAAACGCAAUCAAAUUGUGAGAAACACCAACAACUAGUGGUGUUGAAAUACCUGCAGCCGUUGCUCUCAACUUAAGAAAAAUGAUUUAAAACAAUUCAAAACCAUUAAAAUUUUAAUAAUUUUGAAUGAUUUUAAAUCAUUAAAUCGUUCGUUACCGUUUAAAACGAUUCAAAAAUUUAUAUAGAACGAUUGAUAUAGAUUUAAAUAGUUUUGAAUCGUAGCAGACAAUUUAAAACUAUUAAAAAUGAUUGAACGAUUGGAAAUGCUUUGGCAGUGUGUGGGUAUCAGUGCCAGGUGGCAGAAACUGGAAAUAAAUUUAAAUAACUUGGCUAGGCAAGUAGUUAAACGUUAUCGAUCCAAAUCAUUUGCUUAGCUGUUAGAUUGAAUGACUGAAUAUCCUUCAGGCUACUAGAUAAACGAAGCUGUUUAGAAAAAAAGGCUCGACUAUUAAUUAAACGGCUAAUUAAAGUUGGCUACGAAAUAUGUAUACAUUUAAAAAAAUUUAUAUACAUUCAAACGAAAUUAAAAAAAUACAUCACAUGAACUGAAUUUAAACCCCAUCAUUAACAGUAUUACAUACAUGUAUGAAUUGACCAAAAUUUUUAUUAAACAAAAAUCAAUAUUUAUUUGAUUAAAAA
Molecule: messenger RNA, 5374 nt
Organism: Chrysoperla carnea
Lineage: Eukaryota; Metazoa; Arthropoda; Insecta; Neuroptera; Chrysopidae
Gene: Neto
Exons: 10
Coding region: 4-1971 (655 amino acids)
Molecular function (GO): protein binding
Source: RefSeq, a predicted model, not a curated record